Cydia splendana is the source of this 1870-nucleotide messenger RNA. RefSeq names its product FAD-linked sulfhydryl oxidase ALR (gene Alr). The coding region runs from base 221 to 694 and encodes 157 amino acids. The record is from RefSeq and is a predicted model, not a curated record. The transcript is spliced from 3 exons. Gene Ontology annotation, cellular component: mitochondrion. Gene Ontology annotation, molecular function: flavin-dependent sulfhydryl oxidase activity; flavin adenine dinucleotide binding. Lineage: Eukaryota; Metazoa; Arthropoda; Insecta; Lepidoptera; Tortricidae.
CACUUGACAAUCAGAUCAGCGGUCAUGGUGAUGUUCAACCGGCGAUAUAUUUUUAUUUAAACUCAUACUUAAAUCUCUGAUUGCAUUUGUUUAUACAUAUUUACAGGUAUAAUGCAAUGGGUUCAAUAAUCAAGUGAUAUUUCAUUUUAAAACUGAACUUGGUGUUGCACAACAGUCGUUAUCUUUGCACGGGCUUCUAGGAUCGUGGCUGAAACCCGAGAUGUCGGGCCACGGCUCUGAUGAUGAAGAGAAGCCUUGUCGGGCAUGUUCCGAUUUCAAAUCGUGGGCCAAGUCGCAGAAGCCCCUGAAACCUGGUGCUAUGAAAAAGGAUUCUCCUCCCAAGCCACCCCGGAAGGACUGCCCGUUAGACAAGGAAGAGCUUGGGCAGGCGACAUGGGGCUUCCUACACUCCAUGGCCUCCUACUACCCGGAGAAACCCACAAAGGCUCAGGCCAAAUCUAUGACACAGUUCUUCAAUAUCUUCUCCCAAUUUUAUCCUUGUGAGCCAUGUGCAUUAGAUUUUAGAGAAGAUUUAAAAGAAAACCCUCCACAGACAGGCUCAAGAAACGCACUAGCACAAUGGCUGUGUGAGCGCCACAACACAGUGAAUGAGAAACUUGGUAAACCAGCAUUUGACUGCAGCAAAGUGCAUGAGAGGUGGAAAGAUGGCUGGCUUGAUGGCUCCUGUGACUGACGGUUAAAACCCAUAUCUAGAAAUAGUUUUAUUUUGAAGUGAAACAAUGCCUCAAGAGGCCAUAUACUAUAUGUCAUAUGAUUGCUGCAAUAUGUUGUUAGCUUCAGUGAAAACCAUAUCAUAAAUACUGAGUCACAAACCCUCUGACAUGAACUUGCAUAAGCAAAUAAUUGUUUUGGUCAUAAUUUUAUUCAUUAGAAGAAUUGUUUUAGAUUUCCGUUUUUUUUAAGUUUUGUGAACUGUUUUCAUUGUUAUGCCGCAAUAAUAAGAUUUGAUAAUAAUUGUAAAGGAAAAGCUUUUAUCAUCUGUGUGAAUUUAUUCACUUUGACGUACUUUGCUGUUUGUUUUAAAUGACAUAAGUAAAAGUACGAAAAAAAAGUAUUUUAAACCAAACUAUUUUACCUGCUUUAGUUAAUUUUACGUAGUAAGAUUUAAAAUUAUAUUGUGCCUGAUAAGUCCCAAGUGUUAUUUAUUUAUUAUUUAGUUUUUUUGGUGACAUAUAAACAUGUUUAAACUUGGCAGUGGUUUUGUAUUUCUUUUUAACCAUGUUACUGUUUAGGCUUGGGAAAUUUUGAGACCUUACUUGCAACGCUUUAAGAGUGUGAACCUAUAGUACUUGUGUUAUUCUAUCUUCUGUGUUUCAUAUAGUCAAAGGUUAUAAAAUGAUUCUUUACUAUCCUUAACCCUUUGAAUGCCAAGAAUACCUAAAGUCGUCGUUAUUUGUGCCCACGCUCUUAAGGACAAUACAAUUAUAGGGGUUAUGGCGGACUAUGUCCAAGUAACCUUCACACUUGCUAAGGUUUACAUUAGCUUGCGCCCGGAGCUUGGCGUUUGAGUGAUGUUUGUGUUUAUGUUAUGACAUAAAGCGUUCAAAAGGUACAAAUUAAUCCUUUUGAUGACUGUAUAUGAACUGAACAUUCAUUAAUUUCAUUAUGAUAGUGUGAAAAAAUCAUGGCCCGUAAAAGUCUCACUAGGUGGCGUUGUCAUUGCCAUAUAUUUUUUGUACUAUGCUGUGAUAGCCAAUGUAAUCCAGUGAAUAUGCUAUAUCAAUAUUCAAUAGCCACUCUACUAUUCUUUGUUCACAGUGUCAGGGAAAGCUAUUUGGGUAAUUUGUUUAUACAUUUGUACUAUAUUUUAAUGUGUUAUUAUAUUAAAUGUUUAUACUCUUCUGAGUAA